Molecule: messenger RNA, 3740 nt
Organism: Pieris rapae (cabbage white)
Lineage: Eukaryota; Metazoa; Arthropoda; Insecta; Lepidoptera; Pieridae
Gene: CrebA
Product: cyclic AMP response element-binding protein A
Exons: 7
Coding region: 245-1369 (374 amino acids)
Biological process (GO): regulation of transcription by RNA polymerase II
Molecular function (GO): DNA-binding transcription factor activity, RNA polymerase II-specific; cAMP response element binding
Source: RefSeq, a predicted model, not a curated record
GGCAGCCGCGCCCGCGGCCCAUUCGCUCGUCAACUGCGGCCGAGAUAACGUGUCUGCGCCACUCAAACACACGCUCGCGAUAAGUGAAAAUUAUUCUCACAAACAAGCAACAAAUGGCCAACAGUGAAACGUAAACAAGUGAUACAGUGAAGUUCAAUACUUUCUGAGUUCCCCUCGAGAAACUACUGAACUGCUUGUGGAAGUUUGUGAAGUGCAAGUCGGCGGCUUGAAACCUGGCCCCGACAUGGAGAGUUGCUACUUCGAUAUCUCCAACGACCUAAAGGAUGUCUGGGACGCGGACAUCGACCCGGAAAUGCAAGACGUUUUAGACGAAGACAGCGAGAUGGGUGAUUGGCUGAUCAGAGACAGGGACUCCAAAUUAGGCGUGGUGUUGCACGACAGGCUGAUGUCAGAGGCCCUGGGCGGCGCGCCCAUCAAGACAGAACACAGCUACAGCCUACACUCAGACGUCGAAUCAGAGCCACCCUCACCUAAUCACACCAAAGUCGAUGAUAUGGAAGAUGAAUGUUACCCCGCUAUACCAGCAAGCGCGUGGCGAAGCAGGCGGCGCUCCAGCAGUUCACCUCUACCAGAAGUGAAGGCUGAGCCCAAGUCAGAGCCAGAGUCACCUGCCUCCAGCUGUCCACCUUCACCAAUUCCUGGCACACCAGUCACACAUGUCGAUUACGUCAUUGAUCACACGACGGGGACAAUCCACAUGCCACAAGCCGUGCUACAGAAAGUAGGUGCGGCGGGAGUACCACAAUUACUGCUAAGCACCGCUCCGCGCAUCGCUAACUCCUUAAAUAAUAAUAAACUUUCCAUCAAAGUCACAUCCUCGGGUUCUUCAGCAGGCUUCAAUCUCCCACCAACGCCGCCAUCUUCCCUGUCUUCAUCAGACAGUGAAGGUGCAUUGUCGCCUGCCCAUGAGACUUCACCGCCGACUGCGCCGGCCCCGCCCUCUCGCAGGACCCAUCUCUACGUGUCUCACCACUCUCGACAACCUAUUAAUACGCCACUUAUAAGUAGCCAACCGAAAGGUUCAACGGGCACUCUAAUGCUAACAGAGGAAGAAAAGCGCACAUUGCUAGCGGAAGGUUACCCUGUACCCACACGCCUACCCCUGACCAAGGCUGAGGAAAAAUCUCUAAAGAAAAUUAGGAGGAAAAUUAAAAAUAAGAUAUCUGCACAAGAAAGCAGACGCAAAAAGAAAGAAUACAUGGACCAAUUAGAAAGGAAAGUGGAGAUACUUUUAUCAGAGAAUACGGAUUAUAGGAAGAAAGUAGACAACUUAGAGCAGAAGAAUGCAAGUCUAAUGAGUCAAUUGGCCGCUCUUCAGGCUCUUGUGAACCGAGGGGGUAGGAAGUGACGUCACAAAUAGCCGAUGACGUCAUACAGGACUAAUUCACCGUCUGUACCACUUCAAUACAAAAUUGAUCGAUUGACGUUCCGUCAUUGAUUAAUGAAUGGCAAAAUUAAAUUGUGAAUAUAAACUUAGGUUAGAUGAAUCUUUUCUUUCGAAAAUCAAUUUUUGCAACUUCUUUCAGUCUUAUUAAAGUUUUAUUUUCCUUCACAACUUUACCAACGUUUAUAAUCAUACAGCAGUAUUAUUGCCAGUUCUAAUGUGGUCAUUUAACCAGACAAUUUGGCUGUGAGAAGGCUAGGUAUAACAUUCUCACAGUUCGCUUUUGUAUAAAUAGUAUAUGACAACGACACUGUCCCAUUACUUAUAUUUAAGGAUGUAUAUUUUGGAUGUAAUUUACAUUUUAUCGAACGUUAUUUAGGUAUCCAAAUGACUGUUAGAGUUUGAAUGGUUGCUCACUAUGUUAGUAAUAGGUAUUUUGUGGUGCUGACCAGGCCUGAAGCUCGUAUUUAAGUCAGCGCCAUCUAUCGAAUUGGCGGUGAAACAGGGAUACGUUGGGCUCUACAUGAACGUUUAUUGUUAUACGUGUGUUGUUUGAAAUCUCGUAAAAUAGUAAAACCGCUAACUAUAUUAAGCCUAUUUCAAUGUGCAGUUGUGGGUUAAAUGUAACUCGAUAUUUGCUGUUAAAUAAAUGCCUAAAAUAUAUUCUUAAUAUUUCUUAGAAAAAUAUUUAUAUUGUGUAUUUGAAUAAACAAAAUGAUUUUAUCCAAAUAAAUUUUAUAAGCGUUACCAAGUGUUUUUUAAUGUAAGUUUACGAAUUUCUUAUUUCGUACGAAUGUUAUGGUACUACUUAUUAGUAAUAUCGCGGUGAACUAGAUUUUAUCGGACAUGUUAUUAGCUUAAUAGGUAAGGUCACCUUACCGCGUACCACUGAAUUCCAUGAAUUUGCAUUUAUAGAGAAAAGUGUAUCGUCCUAGAGAUUUAACGCAUAUUUAAGAUUAGUUAUAAAUGGACCUAUUUAAAGACGGAUUAUUAAACAUAUUUUCGGUUGUCUAGUCUAUCAGUAACAGUAGAUUUUUGGAGCCUUUAAUUCCUUGCUCUACGGUUUGUAUUCCAGAACGUGGAAUGGAUGGAACACGCUUUGGGAUAUGCGCCUGUGUAUCGAUAAGUACAAAACGGCAUGCCUUCAACGAAAAUUACGAUACUUAAAACUUAAUAUAUGUGUAAAAAUGGUGCCAAUGUAAACAAAACAGUUUCAUUUCGCAUUUUUUGCUCAAUCCCUAUUUAUGGCAAAUUUUCAAGAUUAAACUAAUUAAUACAUAUACAAACUUAAAUCUUUUUGGAAACAGUCUAAACUUAUUUUGCCAAACCUAGUUUAACAGCAAUAAAUGCGAUUUAUAUAUUGUACAACCAUUUUGUAAUUUAAUAUAUAUUUAUGAAUAAAUUUCCACUUACUUUAAAUAACCAUCUUAAAUGGAAUCUCGCUGUUUUCGUUACGGCCUUGCCAACUUUUAAUUGAACAAGCAUUCAGACUUGACAGUGCAGCUUAAAUGAACAUUCCAUUUAUUAUCUGUGACUUAAAGUAAACACUAGUACUUAUUAUUAUCUCCGUACAAAACGAUUUUAGUAUAAACGUAUCAUGUAAUACGAUGCAUAAUCCUUAUUUAUAUAAUCAAACUAUCUCAAUUGAUUGGCAUAUUCAUUUAGUACGACAAUUUGUGCAAUUCUUUUUUACAUUAGAUGUUCUUCCUAUUUAGUAUAUAAGAAAUAUUUCUAUUUAUACUGCGCUAAUGUUAUAUUGUACAUAUAUCCCAACGAGGAUAAAUAAAAGAAUUUAUUGAAAUAUAUUUUAAGAGAUUUUUUCUAAUUAUAUGUAUGUAUACUGUUUACGUGUCUGUCGCUAUACAUGUUAGAUAUAUGUAUUACAUAUUUGGAACUGUGUGUGUGCCUGCAAAAUUGUCUACAAUUACGCGGAUAGUGAAAGAGAGGUCUCUGUGGAGCUUAGUAUUUAAAUUUUAGGUCAAUAUUUAAUUCCUAACAUGGCAUUUACCGUCUACAGCUGAGUGAUUUUAAAGAUUUUUAUGAAUUUAUGAUAGUUGGUAAUUCGCUGUGUGUACAUUAUAUUUCGUUGUAAUGCCAAACAAGCUAACCUCUGGAGCGACAUAUUGGUCCAUUUGAUUCUUAAAUAUCAAGAUUAGAAAUAUCGCUUUGUCGUAUCGUUACACAUUUGAUGUGUAAUUAUGAUAAUAGUUUUAUUUGUUAAAACUAUUCUGUUACCUUGAGUCAUGAUUUGUUAAAUCGUUUGUUUUAUUAUGAUUGUAUUAUUUUUCAAACAUUACAUACUGUCACUUUUGAGCUAAUAAAGAUCGGAUUUUAA